Leopardus geoffroyi (Geoffroy's cat) is the source of this 11430-nucleotide messenger RNA. It is a transcript of the gene PEG3, whose product is annotated as paternally expressed 3. Gene Ontology annotation, molecular function: DNA-binding transcription repressor activity, RNA polymerase II-specific. Lineage: Eukaryota; Metazoa; Chordata; Mammalia; Carnivora; Felidae. The transcript is spliced from 13 exons. Gene Ontology annotation, biological process: negative regulation of transcription by RNA polymerase II. The record is from RefSeq and is a predicted model, not a curated record. Bases 2848 to 7812 code for a protein of 1654 amino acids.
CAGAGGCUCGGUGCAGACGCUGGGAGCCGCGGGGAGGACGAGGUCGGAGCUGAGGAGCGGACAUGUCCACCCUGGGCUGGUGGCGCCGCCGGGCGCCAGGGGCCCUGUGGGCGUGCUAGACUGUGCACACGGGCUGCUCCUGGGCCGAGCCGUGGGGCCCGAGGCAGUGUGGUGAGGGGAGCUUUGCCUUCUCGAGCUCCUCCCCUUCUCAGAGACACCUGGCCAGAGGAAGAGGAACUAGGUCCAAACACUAGGUGGCCGGGUCCAGGUCCAGGUGAGCUGAAUUCCCUUCUCACACUCAUCCUUAGAGUGAACACAUUCUUCUUCAUCCUGACACUUUUCUACUGCAUACGUGUUCUAUACAGCCAUGCAAGUACCCGUUUGUGCUCUCUGAAAACUCACAGACUCUUCCGGUGAAUUGCGUGUUUGCCAGAAAUUCUCCUUGGCCUCAUGCUAUGCUUUUCAGUUUCCUUCAUUUCCCCCCCGCCCCCCCCCCCCCCCCCCCCCCCCCCGCCAACACUCAGUUGCACUUUCAGGCCUACUUUUUCUCUCUUGUUGGGUGAUUAGAGAAGCAUGAGAGGUCCAUCGGUUCUUCUAGCAAACAUGGCCUAGAGUGGGAAAAGAAGUGUAUUCCUGGAGCUCAUAGUCUAUUGGGUAAUGAAAGACUUUGAAAAAAUAAUUGUACAAUUGAUGUUUUUGAGAGAGAAUAUUCACUGUGGACAGUUAACCUGAAAGAGGCCACAUAGGGCCUUUCUGGAAGGCCAGGGAAGCUCAGGCUGAGCACUGAAGAAGUGAGGAUGGUAGUGUGUUGUGGCAAGAGUAGUCUGAAGCAGAGGGCACAGGGGCAUUUCUGAGGGCUCCAGAGAGAAGAGCCAAAAGUCUAGGAUGCCUGGAGCAAAGGAAAGAAUUGAGUGGCGUUUGAUCAAGGUGGGGAAGAGGUCAGUUGGUGCUGUGUUGUGAAAGGCCUUCCAGUGAGUGGUAAGUAUAUGGGCUCAAUAUGAAACACAGUGGGAAACCAUUGAGGUGUUUUAGCUGUAAAAGUAACGUGAGAAUCAGAUUUGUGUUUUAAAAAUACGGUCUGUUGUAGGGUUCUGAAGAGGAGGGUGGAAACAGUGGCUGCAGCAAUAACCAUUUCAGGUCCGGGUGAGAGAUGAUAGCUUGGAUUAGGGUCAGAGCAGGGGGAGAAGUGAAGUAGUUGGAUAUUAGAGAGCUACUAAGAGACUCAGUCGGCCCCGUACUCUUCUUUCACACCUUGCUGACUGCUUCGGGUCAGGUGCAGUGAAUCACAUCGUGUGGGGAAGUGAGCAAAAUAGCAAAAGUUGUUCAUUCCGUCAGCAAACAUGGAAACUGCCCACUCUGGGACAGGACCAUGCCAGACUUUGUGUCUCUGGAAGUGGGUGACAUAAUCACUGGCCUCAACGUCUGCUGAAUGAGAACUGUAGUUAAAUGACGAGUAAGAAAACAUGCUUACCAAAAUAGGUGGCUGUGCUGACGGUGUGUUACCAUCUGAAGGAAGGCUCAUGUGCCAUUCAGGUUGGUCCCUGGGAAUCAUUGGUUUAUGCCUGGCCUCAGUGAGUGCCUCAAGUAUCCAGUGUCUGGUCCUAAAGCCUGUGGACACUCAGAAACCUUAUUUCACCUAAGGACUCAUCCUGUGUUAGUAGAUCCACAUUAAUGAAGCUGAGGAAACUUAUGUAAACCCUACUGACGUAUUAGUUUAUGUUGAAAACCGGUGUGACUAAAGUACAAUGUUCCUGUUUUCUCCAUUCUGGCUUGUUAGCUUAAAGUGGGAGAUAACUACAGCAGGGACCCAAAUACUCAAAAGUGUGUAUGAUCAACAGAUUCUCUCCCUGUAGACAGACCUACAUGGUAAAUGAAACCAUAAUGAAAAGAUUGCUUGGUGAGUAUGGAAUCAAAAUGAGAGAAGGUGAAGGUUCACUAGCACUGGCCUUUAGGUAGCCUAGCGCCAGCAUCUGGUUGCAGUGAAGCUCUUGCUAGGGUAACUAGGACACCAGAGGUCUCCUAUCUCCAGUCCCCUUUGUUCCCAAUUUCCACUCAAAUUAGGUCUGACCAGAGUAGCCCUUUCCUGUACAUCGUUUGUGGCCUAUCUUUUCAUGUUUUUUUCUCAUUUGGGAGAAAAAAAAUGAUCAGCUAAUAAUUGACGUGAAAAUAUGGCCAGAUUAGUCAUACUGGCUCAGAAGACAUUCUCUUUAAAGUAGCUUUAUUCGUCUUGAACUAUUUGGGGUCUGAUCAUUAAACUAAAAUUCUUAGAUACUAUUUCCUCUCUUCUGAAAUUUCUGGGGAAAGCCCACAAGAAUGGACACCAACAAGGAAAUUUUGCUGCAGUGUGAGAGAGGCAGGAGAAUGGAGCAAACGAGAAGAGAGAGGAGACCGCACACCAUGCUGUCCCCAAGAAACGAAGAAAGUAACUUCCUCGCUUCCUGACUUUAAAGUUCUCAAUUCCAGCCCCCUCGGAUGAGGCGUGGCUGUUGCCAUGGAGGCAGAAGCUGGACUGGGGAAGUGGGGGCGAAGUGGGUAGAGCAGUUAUGCUUUUGAUUGGCCAGAGGCGCUGUCACAGGACGAGUUCACCUGAGAUCUGGGUCUUCCUGAGGGUAAGGUAAUACAUGCUCAUGGUAAAAAAUAAAUAAAUAAAAACAAAAAACAAAAGGAGACUAUACAGUGAAAAAGUCCCUGGCAUUUUGACUCUGUUCCCGUGGAGAGCUGCUUGUUCUGAAGUUCUGGAAAGGAUCCUCUUCCCAAACAGGUCCCUGAGUACUGACUGUCACAGCCUGCCGCGUCUUUCCUGUUGACUCAUGUUUGGUUCCUCCAGUGAAAAUCUCACUUAGAAAAAUGCUGCCUCCAAAGUACUUGUCUGCCACCAAACCCAAGAAGUCUUGGGCCCCAGAUGUGCAUGAGCUAGACAGUGACUUGACGAAGGAGCCGGAUGCCACCAUAAGAGAAGGUGCAACUGACCCUGAGUUCUUUCAUCAGAGGUUUCGGAAUUUCCUCUACGUGGAAUUUGUUGGGCCUCGGAAGACACUGUUCAAACUCCGAAACCUCUGCCUCGAUUGGCUGCAGCCAGAGACUCGCACCAAGGAGGAGAUUAUCGAGCUCUUGGUCCUUGAGCAGUACUUGACCAUCCUUCCAGAAAAGAUCAAGCCUUGGGUGCGGGCAAAAAAGCCCGAGAACUGUGAGAAGCUAGUUACUCUGCUGGAAAAUUACAAGGAGAUGUAUGAACCAGGAGAUGACAACAACAGUGACCUCCGCAGCGAAGACAGCAUGAGCCGGAAGGGAGCAGAGUCCCCACCGCCACGUUCUGCGUCAUCAUUCUGCAGUGACCGGGACCGGGACUGGGACCAGGAGUGGGACCGGGAGCGAGACCGGGACUGGGAUCUGGACUGGGACCGGGACCGGGAGCGGAGAGGCAGGAGCAGAGACCUGGGGUCUCGGGACCGCUGGCCAUACCCCAGGAACCCCAGAGGCAGACUUCCUCAACGGGACCUUUCCCUUCCUCUGAUGGAGAAAACAACUUUUGCGACAGAAAGAGAACGCAAACGUAGGGAUUCUGUGAUGGAUUAUGAGUCAAGAUCCCAGGAUGCCGUGUCAUACCAGGACGUUGUGAACCUGACCGAGGACAGGAAGCCUCAGAACCCGAUUCAGGACAACAUGGAAAACUACAGGAAGCUGCUCUCUCUGGGGGUUCAGCUUGCGGAAGACGACGGCCACUCCCACAUGACACAGGGCCAUUCAUCGAGGUCAAAGAGAAGUGCCUACCCAAGCACCAGUCGAGGUCUAAAAUCUAUGCCUGAAACCAAAAAGUCAACCCAUCGGCGGGGAAUUUGUGAAGAUGAAUCUUCCCACGGGGUGAUCAUGGAAAAAUUCAUCAAGGACGUUUCGCGCAACUCUAAAUCAGGACGGGCAAGGGAAUCUAACGAUCGGUCCCAGAGGUUCCCCAGAAGGCCAGACAAUGAUUGGAAGGAAGUUUCGUUCAACAAGAGGGAGUCGGUGAUUCAGGAGAGGGGCUAUGAAGGGAAUGGCUUUGGGGGAGGCUUUAAUUUUAACUCGAGUCUUGUUUCCAAAAAGAGAGUUCUUGAAAGAAAAAGGCGCUAUCAGUUUGACACAGAUGGGAAGGGUUCAGCUCACGAGCAGAAGGGCUAUGCAAGGAAGAGACCUUUUGAAUGUAGUGAAAUGAGAAAAGCCAUGAGCAUGAGCAGCCUUAGCGCCCCCUCCUUCACUGAGUCGCAGCCACUUGAUUUUGGGGCAAUGCCCUAUGUGUGUGAUGAAUGUGGGAGGUCUUUCAGUGUGAUUUCCGAAUUUGUCGAACAUCAGAUCAUGCAUACUAGAGAGAAUCUCUAUGAGUAUGGUGAAUCGUUUAUUCAUAGUGUGGCUGUCAGUGAGGUUCAGAAAAGUCAGGCUGGAGGGAAACGCUUUGAAUGUAAGGAGUGUGGGGAAACCUUUAAUAAGAGUGCCGCGCUUGCCGAACAUCGGAAAAUUCAUGCUAGAGAGCAUCUUGCAGAAUGUAAUGAUGAGGAGUAUGAGGAGCCAUUCAUGCCUAGCCCAACCUUCAGUGAGCUCCAGAAAAUAUAUGGGAAAGAUAAAUUCUAUGAAUGUAAGGUGUGUAAGGAAACCUUCCUUCAUAGCUCUGCCCUAAUUGACCACCAGAAAAUCCAUGGUAGAGAUGACAAAGAUAAUGAGCGUGGGGAAGGCUUUAAACCCAGCCCACCCCCCAAUGAUCUUCCGAAAACAUAUGGUAAAGAGAAAAUGUAUGAAUGUAAGGUGUGUGGGGAGACCUUCCAUCACAGCUCAUCCCUGAAAGAACAUCAGAAGAUCCAUACUAGAGGAAACCUCUUUGAAAGUAAGGGUAAAGUGUGUGAGGAAACAUUUAUUCCUGGUCAGUCCCUUAAAAGGCGUCAGAAGACGUACCCAAAAGAGAAGCUGUAUGACUUUACAGAUGGUGGGGAUGCCUUUAGGCAAAGCUCAGACCUCAGUGAGCAUCAGAAAAUUCAUUCUCGAAAGAACCUCUUUGAAGGCAGGGGGUACGAGAAGUCUGUCAUUCAUAGCGUGCCCUUCACUGAAUCCCAGAAGAGUCAUACUAUAACAAGACCACCUGAAGAUGAUGAGGACCAGAAGGCGUUCACCGUCAGCUCUAACCCUGAUGACAACCAGAAGGUUCCUCCUCAAGAAAAUGUCUAUGAGAGGAAACCAUAUGAGAGGUCUGUUAUUCAUAGCUUAGCCUUUGCUAAGGCUGAGAAGAGUCACAGUGCAGUGGGGCCCAGCAAACCAAAAGUGAUCGCAGAGUCUACCAUUCAAAGCUCAGGUGUUACCGAACAUCAGAAAGCCCACGCUGGAGAGAAUACCUCUGAAGGCAAGAAAUACGAGAGGUCUGUUAUCCAUAGUGUAGCUGCUUUCAAACCUCCCAAAAGUUGCAAUGGAAACGAAGUCGUUGAAUGUGAAGAGAAGGGAGAAUCCUCCACUUCUGUUUCAGACCGUCAUGAUAAGCAACAGAAAACUCCUGCCAGAGAGAACCCUAAUGAAGGGGGUAAGAAUAACAACUACAAGGACUCUGUCAUACAAAGUGUAUCCCAUAUGGAAUCUCAGAAAAGCCCAACUAGUCAGGGAUCCAGUGAACUUAAGAAGGAUGGCGAAUCACCUACUCCCACCUCAAAUGUCCGUGAACAUCAGAAGGCUCGUUCGAAGAAGAAAAACAUUGAGCGUAGGAACUACGAGACCUCUGUAAUUCACUCCCUACGUUUUGGUGACCAUCAAACAUUUCGCCCUAGAGAGAAAUUCUAUGAAUGUCCAGAGUGUGGAGAAUCUUUUGUUCGUAGCUACGACCUCACUGAGCAUCUGAAGAUUCACGAUAGAAAGAAGCCCUCUGGAAGUAAAAACUACGAACGUUCUGUAAUUCGCAGCUUAGUCUCUACUGAUCCUCAGACGAGUUACGCUGAGCAGCAACCACAGACAAGUUAUGCUGGCCACUCAUCACAGAUGAGGUACUCUGACCAAGCAGCGCACACGAGUUACGCCAAACACCCAGUGCAGACGAGUUACUCUGGAAUGCACAUGAGUUACGCCGUACAGCCAGCGCACAUGGGUUACACACAGCAAGCAGCACAAACGAGCUACAUGGUGCAACCGACACAAAUCAGUUAUGACGAGGAGCAAGCGCAGACAAGUUACGCUGAACAGCAAGUGCGCAACAGAUGCAGGGAGUGUGGGGAGUGCUUUGCCACCAUCGGGGACCUUGGUGCACAUCAGAAAAUCUAUGCCCGAGAAGAAUUCCAUGGUCGGAAGCUCUUUGGAGACACUGUUAUUCAGGGCAUAGGCCUUGAAGGGCCUCGGCCGGAAGAGCCUCGGCAGAAUGAGCCAGAUGAGCAGGACGAGCAGGACGAGCCUGAAGAUGCAAUCUAUGGCUGUAAGGACUGUGGGCUAGGCUUUGCAGAUCGUGCGGACCUUAAGGAUCAUCAGAAAGUUCAUGGCAGAGAGUAUCUCAUCGAUAGUCGUGAGUACACCCAUUCUGUAAUCCACACCCAUUCUGUCAGCGAGUAUCAGAAAGAUUACAUUGGAGAGCAGCUCUAUGAAUGCCCGGCAUGUGGGGAAUCCUUCGUUCAUAGCUCGUUCCUUUUUGAGCAUCAGAAAAUCCACGAGCAAGAUCAAUUUUAUGGCCAAAGAAGGUAUGACGAGCCUUUUGUGCAGCCCCUGGUCAUCAACCCACGGAGGCCUCGUGCCCCACAGAAGAAUCCCACUGCAGGAACAUCCCUUCAGUGCCACGUGUGCGGACAAGACUUCAUUCAUGGCUCUGUCCUCGGUGAGCAUAUGAGAAUUCACACCAGAGAGGAUUUACCGGAACAGGGCCAGAGAAGUGAAGAUGCAGUGAGUCCAGGCUUAGCCCUUACUGAGUUUCAGAGAAGUCAAACCGAAGAGAAACACUAUGAAUGUAAAACAUGUGGAGAAACCUUCCUCAAUCAGUCAGACCUUAGGGAGCACAUGAGAAUUCAUGAGAAAGACGAGCCCUAUGAUUAUGGGGCCUCUUUUGUUCACACUUCAUUUCUUACUGAGCCCCCCAAAAGAGAUUCACCAUUCUAUGAAUGCAAGGACUGUGGGAAGUCCUUUAUUCAUAACACCGUUCUCACCAAGCAUCAGAAGCUUCAUCUUGAAGAAGAGGAAGAAGAAGGAGCCCAGGAGGUGGAAGCCAAUGUCCUUGUUCCACGAGAAGUGCUGCGGAUCCAGGGGUCAAACGUAGAGGCUGCCGAGCCCGAGGUGGAGGCUGCCGAGCCCGAGGUGGAGGCUGCCGAGCCCAAUGUGGAGGCCGCCGAGCCCAAUGGAGAGGCCGAGGGACCAGAUGGGGAGGCUGCAGAGCCAGAUGGGGAAGCCGAACAGCCCAACGGAGAGGCCGAACAGCCCAAUGGAGAUGCUGAUGAACCAGACGGGGCAGGGAUCGAAGACCCAGAGGAAAGAGCUGAAGAGCCAGAGGGAGAUGCUGAUGAGCCAGACGGGGCAGGGAUCGAAGACCCAGAAGAAGAAGGCGAAGAUCAAGAGAUUCAGGUUGAGGAGCCAUACUACGACUGCAGGGAAUGCGGAGAAACCUUUGCUUCCAACUCUGCCUAUGGCGAGCACCUGAAAACCCAUGCCAGGGUGAUAAUAUUUGAGCCUGGAAAUGUCUAUGGGGAAAGCUCCCGCUACACUGAACAUGCCAGCACCAGCACCAGCGACAACGACAGGGCCGAUGACAAGUAUUUCAAGUGUGAUGUCUGUGGGCAGCUUUUCAGUGAUCGCCUGUCCCUCGCUAGACACCAGAAUACUCAUACCGGCUGAGAACAUAAGUAUAAAGGUUAGGAAACCUUCACUUAGAACUUGACCCUUACUAAACCAGAGACUUCAGACCAAUCCAUAACAAUGUCAGAAGAAACUUACCUUGACACGUACACACCUGACUUUUAACAUCAGACAACUCAGACUAAAAAGAAACCAAAGGUGGAAACUGCUUUGGUCUCAGCUCUCCCCCAUCUAGCUCUCCCCCAUCCAGCUGUCUCCCAUCCAGCACCAGUGUGUGCAUAUGGGAAAGCUCUAGCACAUACCUUGCAUCUGAGUGACCUUAUUGAGGGAAAACCCCAGGGGUUUUUGAGACUACAGAAAUCGCCCCAGUCAACUGUAAAUGACAUUUCUGUAACCUAUAUAUAAUGCUCCCUGCAGUGUAUAUAAAAUAGCAUAUCGUAGCAAAACAGUAAUCACAUAUCUUUGGAUUUGAUAUGAUAUACAGUUACAGUUUACUGUGCAGAGGUACCUUACCUGGUACUCGGAUUUUUUUUUUUUUUUUUUUUUGGAGGAGGAAGAGAGCAACAAAUUAGAAUAUAUUUCUAAGCAUCUUAGAUUCUGAGAAAGACUUCUUGUGCAUUAUUUGGACCCCAUUGGUAUCGUUUCGAGUAAUUGUGUGUCAUUCCUUACUCCUAAGUAUUCCUGUACAAGUGUAAGCAUGAAAGGUAAAAUGUCUUUUAUUCUUUGCUGUUUGAAAAGAGAAGUGUUUUGAACUUCCUUUUCAGCCAUUUCGUCGACACCAACACUUUGGAACCUAAUGCUGUGUAAGCCUUUACAAUAUGUGGAUUGGCCUUUUGUGACCCAAAGUGGUUGGUUGCCACAUUGUACCUUGCAGUGGUUCUCAUGCUAAAAUAUGACAAGUUUUGUUUUGUUUUUUUAACCAACCUGAUGUGUGUUUGAUAAUGAAUUUACAAAAACUGAAGCUUUUCCCUAUAAAUCCUACGUUUUUGCCUUUAAAGAGUGGGUUGCAACCAUCACUAGAUCACAGUAGUGCCUACUGACGGUUGAGAACCAGAGGGAGAGACUUUUGUGUUGUAAAUAAGGAUGCAGGCUAACAACUUCCAUCACUUCCUUUGUGCGCUUCCUGCCUUAAGUGACAAGUAGCAUCGUGGCUUCAGUAGUGUGAACUGCCACAAGUCAGUCUGCACCCUGGGUGCCCAGGAGCUAGUAUCCUUAGAGCUUUCUAUCGCUUACCUGAUUUCUUGUCUUCACCUGUCUGACCCUCCUCCCCCAUGUCUAACUUAAAUUUUAAAAAUUAAAAAAAAAAAACAAAAAAAACAAAAACAAAAAAGCUUUCUUUACAGUCAACUUAAGCUUAACAUGGACUCAGGUUCCCCAGCAGCCUUAAUUUGUUUCCUUACCAUCUGUUCCUCCCUCUUGCAGCCCUUCUAAGUAUUUCCGAGCUAUCUAUCCACUAGUGUCACGUUUGUCGGAUCACCUCAGUUUUCCAUUUAAUCACAAAUUGACCUCAUAGCUUGAGGUUUCCUGUGUCCUGUUCUGUGGACCACCUGUACUCCUUUUGCUUCCCCUCCCCUUGCAUAAUGACUAUUAAAUUUUUUGGCUUUGAGUUGGCUGGAAAAAAAAAAUUAAAAAAAAAAAAAACCUUAGAAGUGGAUCUGUAGAUUAAGUGAGCAAAAGACAACAGCAGAUAAUUUGAGCAAGCAAAAUUAACCUAUGUGCUGGGGGAACGUGUCUAAAUCUUCCUCUCCUAGAUCCGCGUGGUUAGGGCUUGGGGAAUGUGUGUCAGAGCUGCAGGGAAUGCCAAAGUUGAGGAAGGCUGUAGGGUUGAGAGCACGAAGCAGAAACGAGGAAGCCAAAGAAGGAAGUCCUAAUACAUCGCCAGAUCUAGGAGGGUGGGGAAGCAGACAGAAGGAAAAAUGGGAAGCAGGGCUGGGAAGCCCAGGUUGGUGGGAAUGAAUUGAGCAGGAUGUCCUGGGCAGUGAAGAAGGGGCCUUUUUGGUAUAGGUGAGGGCCAGCUGCAUAGAAGGACCUGAGGUUGGAAUGGACAGCCAAGAAAACAGGAGAAUCGAGGCCCCGCAGCACAGGAGGGGGACCCUUUAGAUGGGAACCGGCGUUGAUGUUAUCAGGGUGAACUUGGGUUGAUCGCUGUUGGCAGUAUUAAUUGGUAGAACCUUUUCAGAAAACAACUUGCCAAAUGACAGGGUGUCCAUUCCAAUCUCAUGUUAGUGAAAACUUAGGAAUGACAUAAAUGCCAAAACAAUAGGACGAUUACGUGAAGGUAUUCGUGGACCGUAUGCAGCUGCUUAAAAAUGAUAAUCAAGAGUUAUGUAGCAAUGUGGAAAUAUAUUUACGGAAUAUUAAGUGGAAAAAGCAGGACACAGAAUUAUAUUUAUACUACAAUUAUAACUGAUUAAAAAUGUAUGCUUAUAGUCAAAAGCUGUUGUGUUGUUGUUGUUGUAGGCUAAUAGUUGAGCAUUAUUUUCUUAAAUUCUUUGAAUGUUCUUUAUAGUAGUGUUACUAAAAAGUUUAUAAUCACGUUUCCAUUGUGAACAUAAUUUGAACACAUCAUCAGACACUUGGAAAAUACAGAAAAGUGGAGGAAAAAAAAAUCCAUAUUCCAACCUUCCAAAGACAGAUACACACUCUUCAACAUCUUGUUUAUUCUUGUUUCUGUGCACAGGUUUAUGAUUAUAACUGUGUCAAAACGUGUAUUCAGAAUAGCUGUUACCUUUGUGGAAUUAUGGUUAAACACUUUCAUCUUAAUGUUUUCAAAUGUUCCUUAUGAUAGUGUUCUUAUAACAAAGUUUAUUAUGUUUGUUUCCAUUACAAGCAUAAUACAUACCCAGAGGAAAAUUUGGAAAAUAUAGUAAAUUAGAAAAGAGGAAAAAGUCACCCAUAUUCCCAACACCCAGCAACUACUGUUAACAUCUUGAUCUAUUUCCUCCAUCUUGUUUUAGUGCACAAGCUUGUGAUUAUAACAGUGUUAAAUAUGUAUGCAUAAAGUCUAAAAUGAAAAAAAUACUGAAAAAUAAUUAAAAUAGUGUUGUCAUUGUGGGAUUAUGGUUAAAUAUUUUGUCUCAAAUUCCUUGAAUGACCUUUGGUGUUUUGGUAUUAAAUCUUGUGUAUGUAUUUCUCCAUUACAAAUAUAAUACAUACUCAUAGCAAACUUUGGAAAAUUCAGUAAAACUAGAAGAAAAGUAAUUCACCCAUAUUCCCAACACCCAGCAACAGUUGCUGUUAACAUCUCGGUCUGUGCACCAGUCUAUGAUAAUUAGGGUGUUAAUGAUAGGUAUACAUAGAGUCAAAGAUGGGAAGAAAUAUGGAAAACAAUUAAAUAGUUGUGUGGUCGUUGUGGGAUUAUGGUGAAAUAUUUUGUCUUGGUUUCCUCGAAUGGUCUCUAUCAUAGUGUUUUGGUAAUCCACCUUUAUUACAUAUAUACCAUUAUAAACACUGUAUGUGUUCAUUAUAGAAACUUUGAAGUUACAGAAAUGUAGAAGAGAAACUCACCCAUAUUUUCACCAUCCAAAGACUGUGGUUAACAUCUUGAUAUAUUUUCUUCAUCUUGUUUCUGUGCACAGGUUUUUGGUUUGUUAAUAUGGUUGUGGUUGUUCUAUCUAUCUGUAAUAGUGUCAACAAUAAAAAUAAAGUUAAAAAUAA